This is a messenger RNA of Aedes albopictus (Asian tiger mosquito), 1726 nucleotides long. RefSeq names its product AP-1 complex subunit gamma-1-like. The record is from RefSeq and is a predicted model, not a curated record. Lineage: Eukaryota; Metazoa; Arthropoda; Insecta; Diptera; Culicidae. Gene Ontology annotation, molecular function: clathrin-cargo adaptor activity. Gene Ontology annotation, cellular component: AP-1 adaptor complex. Bases 509 to 850 code for a protein of 113 amino acids. Gene Ontology annotation, biological process: Golgi to vacuole transport. The transcript is spliced from 2 exons.
UUUUGUUGCUGCACUUGUCGAAAAAACUUCCAUUGCUACUUCUUGUUUCACUUCUGCCGAUAUGAUUAGCGUAACACCUUUGCAAUAAAUUUCAGAUUUCUUCGAUUUCUCCGCUAUUUCAACAAAAUUUUGAAAAAAAUUCUACCAUAAUUAGAAAAUGUAAACAAAACAACUUGAACCACAACGAAGUCACGCACAAAGUUUGAACAUCUAACUUUGUAGCAAGUGUUGGCAGCUGUUGUAAACAAAAUAAACAGCGUUGCCGAAUCGACAUAUGUAACUUCCGCUCAUCUCUAUGUAGAGGAUUUCUAGUUGGGAACAGCGAUUUGGAAGGAUUGCCUGGCGUUAUUCGACAGAACCGUGCCACUCGGACGCUUCCAGAGGAGCAGAUAUUGGUGAACACAUUCACGGUACAUUCCGAAAGGAUGACGGUGUGGAGAAAUCGAGCUUUCCGUGCAUUCACUCGCUUGGCUACUCAGAUCAAUUUUGCCAGCUCGACUGCCUCAAAAUGACGGCCAGUUCCAGCUCAAGUCCCAAAGACAAACGGAUCGGUGACCUGAAUAGUUCGACCCAGUUCGUGGUGUCUCUGGGAGUCAUUGAAUCGCCGGAGAUGGCCCGUGAUUUGACCAGCGUGAUUGAAAAAACUGAUGUGGUCAUUGGCUACAUCAUAAUAAAAGCUGCCCUCUUCGCAUUUUGGAUGUUGAAAAGUGUACCGGAGCUGAUGGACAUCUUCCUGCCGGCAACGCAACCGCAGCUGCACGAGAAAAAUAACAAUCGGUAUCAUAUCUCCGGCGUCUCCCUCCUCACGGAAAUCAGGGAGGCGAGCCGUGACAUGCAGAAUCACUUCUAAAAGAUUGUCCGAAGCUGGUGCGGGUCCUACAGAAUCUAAUCCUAGCAGACUAUCUGCCCUAACGACAUGAGUAUUCGUUAGCAGUUCAUUCCUGACGACCACAACGAUCCGGACGGUUCCAAGGCGAUGCAUCGAAAGAUAUUCUCGCGCAGGUUGUGCAAACCACAUGCACCGACUCCGUCACCUUUCACCGCAUCGUAUCCAACCCGGGUGGACCACCCGUAUAUGUACAGUUCAAUUUUUGUUACACACAAUACUUAAUAAUUGGCUAUUGCUGAAUGUUAAUAAAGAGCACCAUGCUUGGGUUUUACUGGGACGCUGGGAACUGAAAGCUAUCCGAAAUGCACCAAGGGGUCGUCCAUAUACUACGUGGAUACUUUAAAGAGAGGAGGAUGUUUUGAAAUGGUCCCUGCUUGUCCACGGGAAGGGGGUUCGGUAUUUUGGAGAUGUCAUGUAGAUCUGAUUUUCUCAACAACACUAAAAAUUCAAUUUUAUUUCGAUUGAGCCUUCCGUUUCGUUACAAGUAGUAUUUCGGAGCAAUUUGACCAUUUGGGAUAUAGGGGAACGUACGUACUCCCUGCCGUUUUGUGCUCUUCGUCCUGGGUUUUUUUUAAACCUAUUGAACUCAAAGUUGGCAUCAAAUCUUGACCAUCCAAGCCGAAUCAUAUACGACCAAAUUUCAGGCAAUUUUGCCGACAAAACCGUAUGACGAAUGGAAUAAACCUGCCGAUAAUACCCCCAAAGUCACCCUGUUAAACUUAAUGAAUCUCAAUCAUUUUUUCAGCUAUUUGUACAUCAAUUUGAGAUCUCUUGGAAGAAAACAAAAUUUACAGCCAAAUUUAGUACUAAAUAAUACGGCGGUAGGGUACUGUAAUC